This is a messenger RNA of Aspergillus nidulans FGSC A4, 1629 nucleotides long. RefSeq names its product arginyltransferase. The record is from RefSeq and is a predicted model, not a curated record. The transcript is spliced from 11 exons. Bases 328 to 1629 code for a protein of 433 amino acids. Gene Ontology annotation, molecular function: arginyl-tRNA--protein transferase activity. Lineage: Eukaryota; Fungi; Ascomycota; Eurotiomycetes; Eurotiales; Aspergillaceae.
UCCCAGGCGCGACUAUCUAGUGAGCUACCAUCAGUCAUCUCUAGGUAGGAGCUCGUCGCCUUAAUAAGAAACGUUCCGUAGUUCCCAAGUUCAAUUGCUUAAGCUGAGAAGCCGAACCUUGAAGAACUCACUGCACUGCUGCCAUCUCAGCCGCCGACGUCCACUUCUGUCUGCUCUCCAUCCAUCAUCUUAAUCAUCCUCGUCAUACCGGAUAUCAUCGUCAUCCGCUUUUAUUUCUUCCCGCCUUGAGCGCUGACAAUAAUUCCAUCCCUCUCCAAUCCCGAGUCUGCAUCUCCGUCCGUCUCACAGCCUCGCAACCACCACACCAUGGAACCGAUUGACGCCGAACGAGCGAGGCAGUUGUCGCUGUUCCGACCCCUCGGUUACCAACGCAACUCGUGCGGAUAUUGCAAAUCAGAUAAUGGCAGUGCUUCAUACUACGCUAGCUCCGUCUCGGUGCGUCCAGUUCACUAUGAGGAACUCGUCAACCGGGGAUGGAGAAGGUCCGGAACGCUGUAUUACAAGCAGAACCUGCAGCGGUCAUGCUGUCCUCAUUAUACCAUGAGGCUCGAGGCUUCGGCCUACAAACCAAGACGAGAUCAACGAAAGGCGAUCAAUCGUUGGAACAAGUUCGUUCUUGGGCCCGAGUAUAUCCGUAGAGCUGCGUAUCUCUGCCCAAAAACAAGGGAGGAAAAGAAACACCGGAAAUGCAACUUUGAUCUACACGAUGCUGUCCAUGCGGUUGAGUAUAGCAAUGUCAAGCGGCCGACUGACCCAAAGACGAAGAGAUCACUGGAGCCGGCGCAUCGGUUCGAGGUAAACUUAGAGGGCGACACAGUCUCCCAAGCGAAGUUUGAUCUUUUCCGCAAAUACCAAACGAAGGUCCAUAAGGAAGACGUUUCCAAAUGGCAAACGAAAGACUUCAAGCGCUUCCUCUGUUCGGGACUAAAGCGGAGUGAGCCUAAUGGGCGAGAUGUACAGCGCAGAAUAGGCUCCUGGCACCAGUGCUACCGCCUCGAUGGGAAGCUCAUAGCUGUCGCCGUGUUGGAUCUGAUGCCCAAUGGCGUCAGCUCUGUUUACAUCUUCCGAAGCUACGACCCUGAUUACGAGCAGUGGGAAAUUGGAAAACUGAGUGCGAUGAGAGAGAUAGCCUUCGCAGUCGAACAAGGCUACCAAUAUUACUACAUGGGCUACUACAUUCACUCCUGCCAGAAGAUGCGCUACAAGGGCAAUUUCCGGCCCCAAUACAUUCUAGACGGCGAACUAACCGCAAAGCUCAACACACGACCCUACGUUUCCCUCUCGCGAGAUCGCGCCACGACCGCAACCUCCGGUACGGAAGCAAACGCGGCUGAUAAUGCUGAAGCCGAAGCAGAAAUCAACGAUGAGGAAGUCUCCCUUUUCGCGCUGCACAUGCCGGGUGUCUUAACAGUGGACGAAGUCAAGAAGUUGGACCUGGGGAGCUGGCCGUUACUCAUUCAUGGGUCAUUUGUGCAUAUGAGCGACUUGGUCGGAUGGGAGAAAAUGCCAAUAGACGAGCCGCAGUCAAUCAAAGGAAUUGUAGCGGAGCUGGCAGCAACACUGGGACCUACAGUUAUGAAGGAUAGUGCAGUGGUGUUGUUUGAUUGA